Molecule: messenger RNA, 1524 nt
Organism: Necator americanus (New World hookworm)
Lineage: Eukaryota; Metazoa; Nematoda; Chromadorea; Rhabditida; Ancylostomatidae
Exons: 15
Coding region: 1-1524 (507 amino acids)
Biological process (GO): ubiquitin-dependent protein catabolic process; regulation of protein catabolic process
Cellular component (GO): proteasome complex; proteasome regulatory particle, lid subcomplex
Molecular function (GO): protein binding; enzyme regulator activity
Source: RefSeq, a predicted model, not a curated record
AUGGCGAAUCCUGCUUCGGGGGUGGAGAAAAUGGAAGUCGAUGAACCUUCUAAAGCUGCAGAGGAAAAAGAACCUCCCAAGGAUCUAAAUGCUAUUGCUUUAGAAAAUAUUAAAGAGCACUGUGCUCUUCUCGAUAAAGGUGACGUUCAUUUUGUUGCACGUGUUCUACAAGUAUUACCGAAGACGAGGAAACAGUGCAAUGUUGAGGUGCUGCAUCGCCUGGUCACAAGUCAAAUAGCAUCUCCUUCCCUGCACAAGGAUGCUCUCCUAGCAUGGGUUCCGUGUAACGUUCCAUUGGCAAUGGAAGUGGAUACGAAGCUUGCACCCGCUGCUUCAACAGGUUCAUCCGCCCUCAAAUCACCUCGUCCUGCUCGCAAAGCUGCUACUACCUCACCGGAAUCUGAGCUCUAUGUCCAUCUUCUUGUUUUGCUCUAUUUGGUCGAUCAGAAUAAACUAGACGAUGCUAAGAAAUGCGCGGAAAUGUUAAUUUCAAGAGCUGAUUCGUUAGACAAGAGAUCUCUCGAUCCGAUCGUUGCUAAAGGUAUUUUUUACCUGGCGCUCAUUUAUGAAAGACAACACAAAUUGCAUGAACUGGGAUGCUUCCUCAACUCACGCCUACGUACGGCUACUCUCAGACGACAAAGGGAAUCACAGGCUGUUCUCAUUUACACUCUUCUUCGCUGUUAUUUGAUCAACAAGCAGUUUCAGUCGGCAGCUAAGCUCGUUUCUAAGGUCACUUUUCCCGAAGGAGCUAAUAAUAACGACUUGGCCCGUUUCUUAUAUUAUCAAGGGCGUAUAAAAGCCCUUCAACUUGAUUAUACUGCCGCAGCUGGCUACUUCUUGCAGGCUAUGCGAAAGGCACCACAAGAAGCUGCUAUAGGUUUCAAGCAGAAUGUGCAGAAAUGGAUAGUUGUUAUUGGAUUGCUCCAGGGAGAAAUACCUGAACGAUCUAUGUUCCGUCAACCAAUCUAUCGCAAAUGUUUACAACCAUAUCUCGAGUUAACUCAAGCUGCUCGACUGGGAGAUCUGGCAAAGUUCAAUGGUGUUGUUAAACAGCAUGGACCAGUGUUCGAAAAGGACGAAACACUCACACUUAUUGUUCGACUUCGACAGAAUGUGAUCAAAACAGCUGUAAAACAGAUUUCUUUGGCAUACUCACGAAUAACCAUAAAGGACAUUGCUCAGAAAUUGGGAAUGAGCAAUGAAAUAGAAACAGAAUAUUUGGUGGCAAAAGCUAUUGCGGACGGUGCAAUAGAUGCAGUGAUUACGUGUGAAACGAAGGAUGGACAGAGGUUUAUGCGCAGUUCAGAAACGGUCAACGUCUACACUACGACUGAGCCACAGAUGCAUUUUGAUAGUAGGAUUAGAUAUUGCUUGGAAUUGCAUAAUCAAGCGGUUAAAGCCCUUCGUUACCCGCCCAAGAACAAGUGUGAUGUGGAAAGUAUUGAAGCCCAACGGGAAAGGGAACAACAGGAAUUGGAGUUUGCGAAGGAGAUGGCUGAUGAGGACGAUGAGGAUUUCUAA